Messenger RNA from Cynara cardunculus var. scolymus (artichoke), 777 nucleotides. Its product is annotated as rRNA biogenesis protein rrp36-like. Lineage: Eukaryota; Viridiplantae; Streptophyta; Magnoliopsida; Asterales; Asteraceae. The transcript is spliced from 4 exons. Bases 1 to 777 code for a protein of 258 amino acids. The record is from RefSeq and is a predicted model, not a curated record.
AUGAAUGACGAUGAAGAUGAUGAUGAUGAUGAUGAGGAAGACGGUGAGUCUCCUAACCUUCCUGAUACUGGCAACAAUCUAGAUGAUGAUGAUGAUGAUGAUGAUGAAGACGAUGAUGACAACAACUUCACAAUUCAGUACCAGAGACCCACUAGUGCCACGAAAGGCGUCGCCUUCGGGGAUUCUACAUCCCAGGGGCAGCAAGGGGAGAAGGAGAAAGAGACCACUCAAGAAAAUCACCAGAACACCAAGGUGAAAGACAAAGAAGCUGAACGUGAGAAAGCACUAAUGCUGGCCGACCAGGACAGAAAAUGGAAUGAAGAUCGUCUAAAAGAGAGUCAGCCCUCAGCCUAUUUCAAACAUCACCAUCAGCAGACGGAUGAAAGACGGAUCACUGCUUCUCUGCUAUCAACAAUUGCUUCCUCUUCUCCCUCAUUGGUCUCUACUACACGCGUUGAUGAGGCACCAAUGGUUGUCCCCACUAGUGUUGAAGCCAUAAUGGGCAUAGGACUUGAGGAUGAUACUCAUGAGCAAUCUCGUUUCCUCUCUGAGGACAAAAAGCAAGAAGCAAUCCAGGCUCAAAAAGAGCUGGAGAGGCAACAACAACGGAUGAAGGAAAUUUUAGAUCUUGCAAGGAGCCAAGCUAUCGAUACCUUAGCUGAAGAGAGAGUCACAAGAAUCAAUCCAAUUGAUGCUCAAGUGAUUACGUUCAGAAAAGAUGAAGAGGAUAAAGCUAAAAAGAACUCACAAAUGGAGAAAGAAGGUGGUAUAGAGUGA